CGGCCGUUGCUUGGCUCUGUGGUGUAGCCCAGAGAUGAAGCUCCUGUGCUGUUUUUGUCUGUUGUGGCUUGUACUCCUACCGCCUGCUCUCUCCUCCAUAGAUGAAGACAGAGUCAAACGCAGGAAGCUGUGCGGCAGGUACCUGCUGUUAGAAAUUAUAAGAAUCUGUGGCACGGGUGACUGGAGCCAGUUCAAGAUGAGCAAGCAAACUCCUAUGAUGCACUUGGCUCCCCAAUCCUCACAAAAUGUCAAAACCUUCAGCCCUGACCGGAUCCCAUCUUUGGCCUGGGGAAGAUUCAAAAACCCAGCCCAUGCAGGUGCCUCUCAGGAGAAAGCAAUAAACACUUGGGAAGCUCAAUCCCAGCCUGACUAUCAGUUUGAGAAGGCCAACUUGCUUCCUAAGGCAGAGUUUUCAUCCCACGAUAUGAGUGCCUAUGGUGAACGUGCAAAACUUCAGAAGAAACGCACAAACAAAAUCAAUGCCUUCGAGGGAGAUCAUCCCCAAAGGGUACCUAGAGGUUUUGCAGAUAAAUGCUGUCAGAUAGGAUGUACGAAACCGGAGCUGGCUGUUGCGUGUAUCCCGUAA
Molecule: messenger RNA, 586 nt
Organism: Acomys russatus (golden spiny mouse)
Lineage: Eukaryota; Metazoa; Chordata; Mammalia; Rodentia; Muridae
Gene: Insl6
Product: insulin like 6
Exons: 2
Coding region: 35-586 (183 amino acids)
Cellular component (GO): extracellular region
Molecular function (GO): hormone activity
Source: RefSeq, a predicted model, not a curated record